Messenger RNA from Myotis lucifugus (little brown bat), 2750 nucleotides. RefSeq names its product coiled-coil domain containing 15 (gene CCDC15). Gene Ontology annotation, cellular component: centrosome. NCBI's taxonomy places the organism in Eukaryota, Metazoa, Chordata, Mammalia, Chiroptera, Vespertilionidae. The record is from RefSeq and is a predicted model, not a curated record.
UAACUGGAGGGGGUUCGUUUAGCGUCUCGGGGAGCGUUUGAAUUUGGCGAGUUGCGGGCGCUGUCUCAGCGGUAGCGGGGCCCCAAGGCCUCAGAAAGAGGCUUCUCUCUGUCUGGGACCCCCUCCUCAUUCAGCGUCUCCCCCGUAACCGGAUACGGAUUAUUUGGACUCUCCCUCAGACCCAGGAGUCAGAGAUUUCAGCAAGUAUGGCCCCCCUCAAGAAGCGUCCAAACACCCCAAAGUUGCCCCUGGCCUUAAACCCCCGGAAGAGCAAGGACGUGCUGGCGGUGCUGGCGGAGAGGAACCAGCCUGUCGUGCCCGUGGGGGCGUGGGUGGAACCUGCCUCGCCGCACAGUUCGGGAAGCACAGCGUAUACUGCAGCAUAUGUAAUUGAGAAAGAAAUAAAGGAACAGUUAAGAAAAAAACAAGAAGCUUUGAAGCGUUUUCAGAGACAAGCCAAACACCGAGUAAAUCAACGAGUUAGGCUAAGAAAAAAGCAACAGCUUCAGAAGUUCUAUGAAGAAGCAGAAAAAGAAGACACUGUAGGUAUGCUGCCUUCAGAUCUAGAACACUUAACUUCUAAAAGAACAAGAGUUUUUCCGAAGACUUUGAAUGCUGCUAUUGGAAGUGCUUGGUCACCUUCUUCCCAGAAGCUUGAUGAUGGAAUACAAGAUAGAGAGAAUGAGAAUCAAUUAAUACAACAAGCCCUGGCUCUUAGGAAAACCAUGAAACAGGCACGUCACCAGCUGGCAUCCUUUAAAACUAUGAGUCAAAAAUAUGCAGCAGUGUUUCCAGAAGAUACAAGGAAAAGCUGUCCCACCCAACAGGAACCUGACUCUGAGGAAUCUUCAUCGAUUACGAUAGACAAGAAAGGGAAAGAAAAAUUGUUUUGGAAGAACCAACAGGGUUUCUUUUCUGAAGAGAAGAACAAAACUUUCAGCAGAGUUCAGAAAGUCCGCUUCAAGGAGCCAUAUUCUGUUAUAAAUGAGAAAGGGAGAGAUGGCUUUUCUCUGGCAGGUUAUCAGUCUCCUACUCCUAAAGUCCAGGACCAGGUGUGCAUCAGAGAUCAGAAAGUCCACUUCAAGGAGCCAUGUUCUGUUAUAAAUGAGAAAGGGAGAGAUGGCUUUUCUCUGGCAGGUUAUCAGUCUCCUACUCCUAAAGUCCAGGACCAGGUGUGCAUCAGAGAUCAGAACAUGUUUUUCGAGCAGCCGUCAUCUUUUCUGAGAGAAGUGAGAGUGAGAGAUGAAUCUCCGGAGUAUCAUCAUUAUGUUAACCCUCAAGUCCAGGACCAAGCCUCCCCUGGAGAUCAGAGUUUAUACUCCAGGCAGCAGCCAUCUGUCGGGACAGCUGAAAGGUGGCGAGAUUUGCUUCUGGAUGGCCAUCAGUGUCUUCCAGCCAAGCACUGGAGAGAGGCUUCCAGCAGAAGGCAGGUUUAUGAUAAAUAUCAAUCAGGAUGGAACACUGAAUUCCAAACUCCACUAGGACUUCAGUUUGGAGUAAGUCAAGAAGAAGACAAAAAAGAGCGUCAAAAGCGGUACCUGAGAUAUAGGCGACUUUUCAUGGAUAUUGAAAGAGAAAAAGUAAAAGAACAACAAAGGCAAAAAGAAUGCAGGAAGAGAAUUGAAAAAAUUAAGAGAAAGAGCGAGCAGCAACGUUAUGCUGAAGAACAGAGGAUAUUAAGAAUGAACUUUCAUGAAGAGCCAUAUUCAGGGGAGAAGAUGAGUGAGAUGUUAGCGCAGCUACAGCUCGAGGAAAUGAAAGAAGCCAGAGAAAAACACCAGCAACGAAGAGAAAGGGAAUGCCAAAGGUAUCUAGAAGCUUUAAGGGUCCAGAUCCAAGAGAAAAUGCGGCUGUAUAAUAUUACUUUACCUCCACUAUGCGGCUGUGGUCCUGACUUUUGGGAUGCUCAUCCUAAUACCUGUGCCAACAAUUGUAUUUUCUAUAAAAACCACAGAGCAUAUACCCGGGCACUAUAUUCAGUCAUCAAUUCCUGUGAUAGAGGGACCUUGAUUCUUCGAGCUGCCAUUCAUAAUUUUGCUUCUGCCUACAGACGGACUUUGAAAAAUGUAUAUUCAGAAUCUGAAAUCAACUGUUAGUAUUUCAGCCUUCACUUAAAAUCAAUUCUCUGAGAGAUUGUUUAGGAAAAACUGUUAAAGUGUAUAAUCUGGAAAGGAAGACUGUCCCACGUAACAACAGUCUCUGCAAUUACAUUGGAACCAUUGUUUCAGUCUCCAUCUUGGAACCACGAUGGAAAGUUGACUUCCACACUUGCCUCUUUGCUGUGAACCAUGUGGAGUUUAUUGUUUUAAAAAUGAUCAGUCAGACCAGUAAGGUUUAUCUUACUUUGCUCUGUUCUGAUCUGAAGAGAUCAUGAGAAAUCUUUGAGAUUACCGUGUUUGUUGUCUUUCUAAAACUGUAUCUUUGAGUCUUAACAAAAUUGGAAAUGUCUGGAAGAAGCAGAAAAGAAAGAUGAUGAAAUGAGUUUCUUCGCAUCAGUGGUCAUCUAGAUUCCUGAUAGCUUUUCUAGUUGUAUAUAACAAUUAGAGAUGAGAAGGAUUUGAAUUUGAUGCACUUUUUUUCUAAAAAUUUCUUUGGGGGUUUUUUUGGUGUGUGUGUGUGUGUGUGUGUGUGUGUGUGUGUGUGUGUGUGUGUGUUUUAUUACCUCUUUCCCCGUUCAGUGAAUUGGGCAUAAACCUUUUUAAUUUUAUAAUUUUCAUUGCCAAAAAAGGGAAAAUAAACCCUCUGUCUUU